GUCAUCCAUAGCAUAAACACAAAAGAGUCAGAAGGUGCGGGACUGUGUGCAACCGCCGGAAGGCUUGCCAGGGACAAUACAAAGGGGUCAGGCUGUGUCAAAACUCAGCGAAUCACGUUUCUCAAACGGGUUUCCAGUUGUGAGGCCUUGGGCAGAAGAAACGCAUGAAGAAAGACGGGUCAUUUAAAUUCUCAAGGACUGGUUUGCACAUUCUGCGUGAGUCUGUUGAGGCCAUUACAGGUCUGUGGCUGUGCUCACUGAACCGUCAGAGUGAGGGAAAAGUCAGUCGUCAUAGGGUCAAACGCUGAGGCAGGACUAAACUGUACAACUACAGGGGCUUCUGUGGGUGGUGUGCCUUUGAUUCCUGUUGUGUUCCCGUGUACUAGUGAAAGACUUUCCCUGUGCAGACAAGUCGGACUGAGGGCUGAGCUCGAGAACUACGUAUCACUGCUGAAAGGAGAGGUUGAUUGGUCGCGGGCUUCUAUAUGGGUUGUUCAGUUUAGUGGUGUUUUCCCACUGAGCAUUUGAUAGCUGAGAGUUGUCAGUCAAGUUAGACUUACGGGUCAAAACGUUGGCGGCAUUUAGCUUCAGCAUUUCACUGUUGAUACUUCGCGUCUGCUAUUGCCACCAGUAUACUCCGGGCGACGCCUUUUAGAAGUUGAAAUAAACACAUAAUAGGGACAUCCUAGCAGACAAGAACACGGCCACUAUGGAAUCUUUUACCAAGACGGCUGCGGACGAAGCACCGGGAAGUUCUACAGCGUUCUCUCUGCCUCCAGUAUUUACAGACAGUCGGGCUUGGGCUACGAACACUACCGGUAACAACACAGCCUCGCUUCCAGAGGAAAAUGGCGGGAUCCCCGGCAUAGUGAUGGACGUGGUGGUCACGUUUACCGUCUGUCUGAUCCUAGUUGCCAUGGGGUGCACUCUGGAUUUGCAGGCCAUGCUGAAGUAUAUCAAGAGGCCGUACGGGAUAGGGGUGGGAGUCAUGUCGCAGUUCGUCAUCAUGCCGCUAGUGGCGUUCUUGUUGUGCCUUGCCUUUCAGUCCCAGUUGGAUCCUGCACGCGCCCUGUCCAUCCUGGUGGUCGGAACCUGCCCGGGCGGCCACAUGUCCAACCUGCUGGUGUACUGGCUGGACGGAGACAUGAAUCUCAGUAUUUGUAUGACGACUGUGUCCACCGCCCUGGCUAUGGGGCUGAUGCCGCUGUGCCUGUGGAUCUACAGUAAACCCUUCAUAUCGGCCUCGACCGUCGUCGUACCUUACGAGAAGAUCGUCAUCGCUCUGGUCACCAUCAUCAUUCCUGUCAGCGCGGGCAUGUUUCUCAAGUACAAGUCACCGAAAUGGGCCAGGCGGUUUCUCAAGAUUGGCGGCAUAUUCGGCAUCGUCAUCAUCCUAUCCAGCGCGGUGCUUGGUGGGAUAGCCUACCAGGACAUGUGGACCGGUCCUCCCGCCCUUUUUCUCAUCGCCUUCAUCUUCCCCACGAUUGGCUACUCCUUUGGUUACGUCAUCGCCUGGCUCUUCCGCAUGGACGCCACCUGCCGCAAAACGGUGUGCAUCGAGACGGGGACCCAGAACAUCGGCAUCGCCUUGUCUAUUCUAAAGUUGACAUUUGCUCCGGAACUAGCAAGUAAGAUCAUCCUCUUCCCCAUGCUAUACGCCAGUUUUCAGGGUCUAGAGGCCAUGAUACUGGUAAUCUCCUUCCAGAUCUGGAAAAGAAAGUGCAAAACGGUCAAGGAGAAGGAAGAGAAAGAGGUGGGAGAUGAUACCAAGGAUGUUAACCUACUUGACGAUCAUAAGACUACAGACGAAGAUAUGUACGAAUUCGUUACUACUCUGUAAGAUGAUACCUUGUUCGUUAACAGAGGGAACUGUGAAAUGUUAUAAUUGUUUUGUGGGAUUCAGUAGCCUACACGAGGUCCUCCUAUAGGGGUAUUCAUCUUAGAAUUCGGCAAAAAGGGGAAUAGCUGGCCCGUAGAGUCAGCCGGCGGGAAAGUUAAUAUUCCGGCUGAUGAAACCUUGGGGUGACCAGAAGAGUGAUGGGGAAGAGUCUGUGAUGUCCCAAAUUUGGUCACUGAAGACCACCGUACCUGUCUCCCAAUUUUCUUGAUAAGUGUGUUGGGUUCUUUAACGUGCAGAGGUUUGAGGCCUGAGGCUUCCCAAUGCAUCCUUAUCAAUAUGCAUGAUUUGUGAGUUAGGAUUUUUCGGUGCCAUUUUGAUCACCGUGAGGACCUUGAUUUUAACGCCCACCUAUAACAUCGGCACUAUAUAGAUCUAUAUACUUAGGAGUCAUACACUUCUUGUUGUGCAUUUCAUACCUGUCACAGAUAUAUCGCUGACAUGCACUCUCUAUAUAUACAAGAAUUGUACACUUGUUGUGCAUCAUCGUUUCAUACAUGAAACAAAUUGUUAAUUGUCUCUAACGUUUCGUUUUUAUCAUACUGGUAAAGUACAUGUAUUUAUCAUACCGUUCAGUAGCCUGGAG
Messenger RNA from Branchiostoma floridae (Florida lancelet), 2483 nucleotides. RefSeq names its product ileal sodium/bile acid cotransporter-like. The record is from RefSeq and is a predicted model, not a curated record. The transcript is spliced from 4 exons. Gene Ontology annotation, biological process: bile acid and bile salt transport. Gene Ontology annotation, molecular function: bile acid:sodium symporter activity. The coding region runs from base 710 to 1840 and encodes 376 amino acids. Gene Ontology annotation, cellular component: membrane. NCBI's taxonomy places the organism in Eukaryota, Metazoa, Chordata, Leptocardii, Amphioxiformes, Branchiostomatidae.